GGCAGUGCCUAGAUCUUCCUGUGCUGUUGUGCUGCAGGGGCUCUGUAGUGUGAGGAGACCACAGGACAGAGAGUGGACAGUGCUGGCCUGGUGAUCAUUCAUUGUGUGCCAACUCCCUGCCCCCCAAGAUAACACAUCCUCAGAUCUGCCUUCUUCAGGCUGUGCUGAGAUCUCCAGGGUCUGUGCCAUCUGUGCAAGGCCCUCUCCUGAAUGCUAUUAUUCUACAGCAGCAGUCUGGCUAUUUCAAUCAUUCAGCGAAUAAUCCCCACUUCCAGCCAUGGCAGACGAAGACCUCAUCUUCAGCAUGGAGGGUCUGGAUAACUCUCCCAUGUUAAAAGAUUGCCGCUCGGAUUGCAAUAAGGCUGACAGUGACGAAGAAGACAACUACUUUAUCUGCCCCAUCACUGAUGAUGUAUCAUCACCCCCCGUGGCAAAGACGAAAAAGAGCUGCUUAUUUGGUAGCCUGACAAAGGAAACACAAUAUGGGACCAGCUCUUCUCCCAGGAACUCCUUCAGCUUCAGGAAUGACAAACAACGCUAUAUUAAGCAUGGCUGCUUGACUGAUCGAGGUCGGGAGGCCUGGAAACAUGCCAUCCAAAAAGCCAAGCAGAUGCCUGAUCCUUGGGCAGAGUUUCACCUGGAAGACAUAGAAACAGAACAUGCAAUACGACACAGGUACAAUGCCGUCUCUGGCCAGUGGGUACAGGAUGAGGUGUUGAUUAAAAUGGCCUCUCAGCCAUUUGGACGGGGUGCCAUGAGAGAAUGCUAUAGAACGAAGAAGUUGUCUAACUUCUCGCACAGUCAGCAGUGGAAGAGUGCGUACAACUAUGUGUCCAAACGGUAUUUGGAAACUGUUGACCGAGAUGUGUAUUUUGAGGAUGUCCGACUCCAGAUGGAGGCUAAGCUGUGGGGCGAGGAGUAUAACCGGCACAAACCGCCAAAGCAGGUGGACAUUGUGCAGAUGUGCAUCCUUGAAAUGAAGGACAGACCCGGGAAACCUUUGUUCCACUUAGAACAUUACAUCGAAGGGAAAUACAUAAAAUAUAACUCUAACUCUGGUUUUGUCCGAGAUGACAACAUUCGCCUCACCCCACAGGCUUUCAGCCACUUUACAUUUGAGCGGUCAGGACAUCAGCUUAUUGUUGUAGACAUUCAAGGGGUGGGAGACCUGUACACAGACCCUCAGAUUCAUACGGAGUGCGGAACUGACUUUGGAGAUGGAAACUUGGGAGUGCGUGGUAUGGCCUUGUUCUUCCAUUCCCAUGCCUGCAACAGGAUCUGCAAAAGUAUGAAAUUGACACCUUUUGAUCUCUCCCCUCGGGAAAAUGACGUGUUGGACAACUGCAGCAAGAUGCUGCAAUCUGCACAGACAGUCCUGCGCGGCAUUGAAGAGAAAUGUGGCAGCUCUCGGGUGAGAACCAUAUCUGGAAGCCGCCCACCUCUGCUCUCUCGUCUGUCCGAAAACUCUGGAGAUGACAUAAGCGACAUGUUAUUCGACUCGCUGCCAAGCUCACCCUCCCCAGCCACCCCUCAUGGCCAUAGAUUUGAUGUCCACGGAUGGCCUAUUUUCAAUGAAAAUGAUAAUCUGCAUAGUGACGAUAAUAAUAGCCUGGAUAACCACAGAGACUCGGAAAAUGGUGGUGACAGUGGCUGCCCCAGUGAAAAAAGAAGCGAAUCUGAUGAAAUGGAACACAGGGCUCAUGGAAAUUAUAACCGGAGGCGGUUUGAGUCUGAGUCUGAGGACAGCUUUGGGAAGGUGUCUGCGGAGAAGUGGAACCAGUUCCAUGCAACCCGUGUGAAUAUUCACCGAUCCUCUGCCGUUGCAUGUGAAGUGCGAAGACUUAAUGAUCUAGCACUAGAAAAGAAAAUUGGGAAAUCCAUCCUCGGAAAGGUUCACUUGGCUAUGGUGCGAUAUCACGAGGCAGGACGCUUUUGUGAAAAAGACCAAAACUGGGACCAGGAGUCUGCCAUAUACCACCUGGAGCAUGCUGCACACUGUGGAGAACUAGAGGCUAUUAUUGGCCUUGGGCUUAUGUGUUCUCAGAUGCCCCAUCAUAUCCUGACUGAAGUAUCUGUGGAGGACACAGAGGAAAACAAAAUUAAAGGAUUUAACUAUUUACUGAUUGCUGCAGAAGCUGGCGAUCGCCCCUCCAUGUUGCACAUUGCACGAGCUUAUGACACUGGCAUCAGUCUUGGAUCAGACAGGUUACAGGACUGGCAGGAGGCCUUGUUCUGGUACAAUUCUGCACUAAACAUGACAGAUUAUGAUGAGGGAGGGGAAUAUGAUGGCACCCAAGAUGAACCUAAAUAUAUGCUGCUAGCUAGGGAAGCGGAGAUGCUGAUAACUGGGGGAUUUAACCUGGAGAAGGACCCACAACGAUCAGGUGACCUCUACACAGAAGCUGCAGAAGCAGCAAUAGAGGCCAUGAAAGGAAGGCUUGCAAACCAAUACUAUCAGAAGGCUGAAGAGGCCUGGGCCCUCAUGGAGGAGUGAAUCUCACCCAUAACACAACGAACAUGGCAGCUGAAAAUACUCCGCAAACUCAUUUUGUUGUCUUUGGACCCUCCUGAUAUUUGUUUACACUGAGAAAGAAAAGGAAAAAAAAAUUAAAAAUGCAAAAAAACUUUUUUUUAGAUGUUGUAGGAUGGGUAAGAAUGUCCACAGAUCUAGCAGUAACCCUGUGUGAUCCUGUGUAUACUUUACGUACCAGUGGGUAACUUACCCAGGUUCUUUGCUGCAUUAAGAAAAAUAAGCAAACCUCAUAAAAAGCCAAGUCAGGCCCUAUACACAGGUUCUGAUCCAUCUCUCAGGAAUGAAGGAGUAGCUUCAGAUUUCUCGCCAUUUGCUACAUUUGGAUUUAAGGUACUUCUGUCCGGAGAACAUAAAUAGUGUACCUGUCAUUUAAAAGAAAAAAAAAAACUUUUGACUUGUCACAGAGACCUUUUAAAAGUUUUAAUCCUUUGGGGUCUCAUUGCUGAUACCCCCAGCGAUCAGGAGAACAGUCAGCUUCUCUGGACAGCCCUAUAGACAUACGCGCGGGGGAGUGAAGUGUGGUGCCGUGUGCUUCUCCUUGCUCUUGUCCUUAAGUAGGUGAGGGUCUUCGCAGUGAGACCCUAACCUAUCAAAAAUGUUGAUAUGUCUCAAAUGACAAGUGCACUUUAAAGUAACUUUUUACAUAUCCUGUAUUGUGAGGUCUUAUUGUCUUAUUUGCAAAUAUAUAUUUCCCUUUUUUAAGGCAACAUGAUUGUAAUUUUAUAUACCUGCAGACUUCAUACAUCCAAAUGGAUUGGGAUGAAACCAUAGCAAAGGGUGCAACGGUUUAGAUUGCAGUCUUCUCUUUUAUACUUUAGCCAGACCUUUAAGGGGUUGUCCACUUUUGACAAGCUUCUGCUGUUUGACACUUCUGCUGUUAAAAGGUAACUUGGUUGAUCACAAGGUGUCGUGUUGGGGGCACCCUUAGCGAUCAGCAGUAGUCUUUAGAGGACCUGACAGUAAAGCUGAUUAGACAGAUAAGUCAGCCGCACCCAGCAAUUUAGGUAGGACCCAUCAACCAUGCCACGUGUAUCUAAGCCUCUCAACUCCCCCCCAGCCCCCCCCCCCCCCCCCCCCCACGGCAGAUGUUAGUGCGGAGAACAGUAAAGCAUAUUGCAUUUUCAACACACACAAUCCUUUGUUUUCAGGAAAAUAAGCUGCCACUAGAGGUGUAUUACAGUAGCUUCCUUCCCCAUUCUAAAUACAUGCACACUCAGCCAGUCCCAGCAUGCAUGUGUAUGGGGAAUUAGGAACAAUAACUUGGCUGAACAAACAUUUAGCCUACAGCUGUCUAAAAAUGUAAUAGCGCCACCAAAGAAUGAUGCAUUGAAAUCAUUGUGCUGUCCAUAUUAUUUACUAAAAUAACGAUAAAGAUGCUUUUUGGAGGCAGUCAUUGCUCUUGCUCAUAGAUACAGGUCGGAAUUUCCUAAUGAAAAAUAUGUUUCUGAAAUCUGCCCAUAUAAGACAUUUAAAGCGCAACUCCAAGCAAGAUAUUUGUCAAAAUUUUCACAUCACUGUCUGAAACUAUGGUGCUAAAUUACAGAUUUUGCAGAAGUCCAAAGUCUAUGGAUCUUCUGGGAACUUCUUCAGAUUAAAGGGGUAUUCCAGGAUUUUUUUUAUUUGACUACGCUACAGGGGCUGUAAAGUCAGUGUAGUUCAUAAUAUAGUGUCUGUACCUGUGUGUGUGAUGGUUUUCUCACAAUUCUUCUGUGAUUUUCACCCCAAUAUUUAUUUUUAACAGCAUACAAAAUGACUGUUGUCUCAGAUUUUUCCCAGCUUGCAAUGUGGCCGAGACUUGACUCACUGGUCAGCUGAUGACAGGAAGCCUGUCUGCUUCAGUGGGUGGAGGGAUUGCUUGGUGGGAGAGAGAUCAAUCUGCAACUAAUGCAACAGCUGUAGGCACCCUGAUUGAAAACCACAGGUCUUUUGAAUGCAUGCAGCUCAUUUAUGUUUCAAUGGGUGGGGUGGCUGAUGUGUGGGAGGGAGAAAAUUGGAAUUAUGGGAUUUGUAGGCAAAAAAAAAGAAAUACCAGUUCACAAAAAGCUAGCCACAGUGUUAUGGUAAUCUCACAACAUAGCCAUUUAGCCCCAAGAAAAGUGCAGAUCCUUCCUAAGCAUGUCCAUUACUGCCUGCCAGGUACGUACUAAAAUCACCUUAUGGUGGAUAACCCCUUUAAACGCCGUAGUCUUGCACAAGUCUCGGCGAUCUGAAAACAUAUAUCCUGCUUCCCGAAUAUUCACUGGAGCUGCGCUUUGACUAUUUACUACUGCCCAUUUGUAAGUCAUAUGGAAGCUGUUAAAAGUACCUUAUUUUUAAAUGCCCAUUUGAAUGCACAUUGGAGUAUGCUGCGGCUGAAAUACCCAUGGCAUGGGCCUAAAACUACAAGUGCAUGGCUACAAUGUACAACCUUCCUGCAUGUGCCUUUAUUUAGUAGUUGAGUAAUGCUUUGAAGGUUUCCCUUUACAACCGCAAUCUACUAGUAUAAAGCUGGAAUACAUGUGUUAUACUUACGAGGUUUCUAAUCUUUUCACAUACAGCUCAUAACUUUAGAACACUAUUUACUUACACAUUUUUUUUCCUGCAGAAAAGAAUCUAUCUUUUUAUUGGCAUUUAAAGUUUUGGAUGAAAUGUGGAGUUUUAUUUAGCAUUUUUUGUAGCUUAUUAUACACUAUUUCAGGUCCAUAUUGCUUUGUAACUUUCAAGUUAGGUGCUUGCAUUUUCUAUUAUAAAGUAAGAUCUGCGUGCUUUUUGCUUUACUGAUGCUGCAAAAUGGGUCGAAAACUGGAAAGCUUUCGGUGCAGUCAUUGACCCUGGUCAUAGACUGGAUCCUAAUUCAGUUAGUGUAACAAAUAACAAGUAAUUGUAACUAUGAUCAGUGUUCUAUGAGAAUUUAGAAUUUUUGACAUGUUUGCUUAAAAAGUUUUAUAAAGGGUAAAAUAAAAAUGCACAUAUGGCUGGGGGUGGUGUAAAAAUAAAAAAGUGUUACUCACCUUCCCUGAUCCCCCACAGCCACUGCAUACUCUCCCUGUUUUAUCUGACUUGUCUUUUAUGCAGGAAUUGCCCUGCUUAGCCAUUCGUGGUCCGAAGUAGUGUUGGGCAGUUUUUGCAGGGAUAAUGUGUGAUUGGUACCAGGAAGAAGUGAGGACAGGGAUUAGCAGCUGUGGGGGAACAGGGGAGGUGAGUAUCUUCCCUUUUUUUUUUUUUUUGCACCGCCCUCAGUUGUAUAUUAACAAAGUUGUCCUAAACUAUUGAAAACUAUUUCAAUUUGGAUCAAAAAAACUUUCUGUGUAUACAUUUUAAAGACAACGGUUGGGUUCGCACAUAGUAUUUUGGUCUGUAUUUUCAGAGCAAACAACGAGUGGAACCAACACAGAUUAAAACUUUUUAUGUGAACUGGAUCCAUUGCUGGUUUUGGCUAAAAAUUACUGACCAAAAUGAGGAUGAAAUACUACAUGUGAACUCCAAAUGUUGCAAAACUACAACUCCCAGCAUGCCUGGAUAUCCAAAGGCUGUCCAGGCAUGCUGGAAGCUGUAGUUUUGCAACAGCUGGAGGCACACUGAUUGGGAAACACUGCCCUAGACUAUGGCCAGCUUGGAUAAGAGGACUGUGCUCAGGUACCCAUAGGGCUUAUUUUAUUGCGAAUAGCUAAUAUUUUCAUUCAUUCAUUUUAGGCUUUACAUUGACUGUGUGAUGGCUGCAUACAACCUCUGAGUGGGUUGAAGUGUAUGGGGCUUUACUUCACAUAUACAUACCUAUGAUUUCAUAAUGUAUGAAUUUGACCAAGGAAUUGUGUUGUACUUUAUCUAAUUCUGUAUUAUCUUUGUAACCCAGCACUGUAUGAAGCACCAUAUGGCAGCACACUGCUGUCUACUAUGAGAUAUACGACGACUUCAUAGGAUUUUGUCUACUAUCAUACAGCCCUUUGGACAUGGAUCUGCCUUGUAUGUGAGGCACCUGAAAGAAACAUUGAGUGUUAUCUAGUAAUACAAAACUUUGUAUAGAGGUUAGGCUGGCUUAAAAAAAAAAAAAAAAGUUACUUACCUACCCAGUUACACAACUGCUGCUGUUUAGAUUUAAAGCUUACCUAUCAGACCCCCCCCCUAAAAAAAAAAAAUGUUGCUCAGUACCUCAUCCUGACAUUUAAUUUUCUAAUUUUGUGUCUACGACCUAUAUUUCUCUCAGAAUUACCUUUAUUUACUUGCCAUCAUCGCUCAGUGAGGUUUCUGUCCAUGCAGAGGCAUGGGGCGUGCCCCUCUCUUCUCCUCACUGUGAUGACUCCUCCCCCUCCAUCAUAGCUCUGACUCAGGGUGGGGGAGCAAGAACAGCAACUCUGGACCUGCCUGCAGUCCUGUCAAUCACUCAUGGUGUUCAUGACGUGACGAUGACCACUGGACACCGCAGGACUGGUAUGUGUCCCAGGAGGCAGGGGGAUCCCUAGUGGCCACUUUUUUGACGAUUUUUCUGAUUUUUCUGAUGAAAGCAAUUGCAAAACAUUGUUUUUGCAGGCUUUAUAACAUAUCAAAAUGUAUUGUAUCUGACAGUGCCCAUUUAAAUGAGAAGAGUCUACAUUUAUCUGCAUUUCCUGGUCCCCAUCAGGACAAACAGGAAAUUCCCACCCAUGGGCGGGUUUUGGCUAAGGAGGUUUUCUUGUAUCGAGAUGGGGACCAGGAAGAAGAGAUCAGUGGAGACCUGGGCAAUGGUCUGGGGUUUGCCCUGGGGCAAGUGAGUAACUUUUUUUUUCCCAGCUGGACAACCCCUUUAAAACUGAUACAAGUGAAUACUCCAGCAAGGAGUUGCUUCAGUAAAACUUUAGCUUUGAUUCAAAUAUCUUUCAAAGAAUGUACAUCCAUCACGACAAGUAGAACAUAGUCCGAUGCAUUUCGGCUAAUGCACGCCCUUACUCAUGGACCUUUAAGACUGAUGUUUCUAAUCUGUAUUCCACCCAGACAAUUUGGGAACUCUUGAAAAUGUUCUCAUUUACUAUCCAAAAUGAUGAGGCCCAGGCAGCUGCAACAUACUUUAUCUACAACAUUCUUUAACCUUUUGUGAAUGGUCUGUGAUUUCUUUCUAUUAUCUGCCAAGGUAUACGAAUACCAGGGAUUAAAGGAGUACUCCGCUAUUCAGCGUUUGAAACAAACAAUUCCAAAUGCUGAGCAGCGGAGUACCCCUUUAAAAACCUUACUAGACUCCAUGCUUAGUUAUUCCUAUGUUAAAUGCAGCAUUUCUACCAGCUAAUGACUAGUUUAUAUUCCCUGCAAAAUGUAAUAUUAAAAAAAAAAAAAAAAAAGCGGAAAAAAAAGAAAAACUUCAAAAUGUGAUGUAAUGUUUACAAAAAAUUAUGCAAUGUAUUGUUUGAAAUCCUAUAGAGGUUGUGUUAGUGACACCAGUGUAAAAUAUACACUAAUACAAUAAUUGCUUAAAGCUAAAGCAAAAAAAAUAAAAAGUGUACACUGUUGUGUGAAAGGAGAAGCUUGGUCGAGCGGAUGUGCAAAUGCCGUGGGUUUUUAAUUCAUUGUUUUAAUGUUCUAUUAUAUUUUGUCAAAUAAACAGUAAUCCUGUUUCAUACAUCC
This is a messenger RNA of Hyla sarda, 8104 nucleotides long. It is a transcript of the gene EEF2K, whose product is annotated as eukaryotic elongation factor 2 kinase. Gene Ontology annotation, biological process: protein phosphorylation. Lineage: Eukaryota; Metazoa; Chordata; Amphibia; Anura; Hylidae. Gene Ontology annotation, molecular function: ATP binding; elongation factor-2 kinase activity; calmodulin binding. The coding region runs from base 278 to 2494 and encodes 738 amino acids. The record is from RefSeq and is a predicted model, not a curated record. The transcript has 19 exons.